UCGGGUGAACCUGAUGAGGUUCAACACGGCAAAGUGCAAGGUUUUGCAUUUGGGCCGGAAGAACCCCAGGCACCUGUACAGGCUGGGAGGAGCGGUCCUUGAGAGCAGCUCGGCAGAGAAGGACCUGGGGGUCCUGAUGGACGAGAGACUGAACAUGAGCCAGCAGUGUGCUCUGGCAGCUCGAAAGGCAAAUGGGAUCCUGGGCUCCAUCAGGAGAGGGGUGGCCAGCAGGGACAGGGAGGUGAUUGUCCCUCUCUACUCGGCUCUUGUGAGGCCCCAUCUGGAGUACUGUGUCCAGGUGUGGAGCCCUCAGUACAAGAAAGACAUUGAGAUUUUGGAAAGGGUCCAGAGGAGGGUGACUAAGAUGAUCAGGGGGCUGGAGCACCUCCCCUAUGAGGACAGGCUGAGGGAGUUGGGCUUGUUCAGCCUGGAGAAGAGAAGGCUGCGGGGUGACCUCAUUGCAGCCUAUCAAUACCUGAAGGGAACCUACACCCAGGAGGGGAGUAAACUCUUCAAAAGGGCUGACAACAGCAGGACUAGGGGAAAUGGUUUUAAGUUGAAGGAGGGAAGAUUUAGGUUAGAUGUUAGGGGGAAGUUCUUUACUAGGAGAGUGGUUAGGCCCUGGAACGGGCUGCCCAGGGAGGUUGUGGAUGCCCCGUCCUUGGACGUGUUCAAGGCCAGGUUGGACGGGGUCCUGGGCAACCUGAUCUGAAUGUGUAUGUUUGGUGGCCCUGCUAGGCAGGGGGGUUGGAACUACAUGAUCCUUGGGGUCCCUUCCAACCCGGGUGAUUCUGUGAUUCUGUGAUUCACUGUUAUUUGUUAUUCUUUUAAUAAUCUACUGCAUUCUUUAAAAUUCCUCAAGGUUGGACCUCGAUGAUCUUCAAGGUCCUUUCCAAACUAAGACAUUCUGUAUGACUGUAAGAUUCAUAUAACUAUUUUUGUAGUUUUUCAAACUUCAGCUAAUUUCCUAGUAGAUAUUUCAGUGAAGUACUAUCUCAUUGUCAUUUCUGCUUUAAUUCCUUCUUGCUUUCCAUCCUUUUUAUCUUCUCGUAUUUGGUUACAUAUAUUCCUACUUUGGUUUCCUUGAGUCUCCCCCCAAAGUUUUUUGUGCUGCUGUAUAUUAAAACAAAAGAUCUGUCUAGGAACUGUCUCAACUAGGGGCCAUCUCUCUCUUGUUUUCAUUUGUCAAUUUAAGUUAAAAGUUUUUCAGCUUUUACAAAGGUGAAUGUUGUUGUUACUUAGGGUAGUCCAGAGUAAUAUACUAAAUAUCCCCCUUUUAUUUCACUAUUUUAUAUUCCAGAAAUUCUGUGAAGAUCCUUUCCAGCCACCAGUCAAAACAUUCAAGUUUUACUUCUUGUAGACUGUGUACUAUGUCAUCUUAAAUCUAAGCUCCUAACAGAUGUCUUUUCUACUUCCACUUGCAAUGGCAGCAGUUCUGGUUCUAGAAAAGCAGUCUUUAAAAACAAACAAACAAAACCACCUUGAGUUACUGUUGUUGCAAACAUGAUUCAGUGAAUUAUGAAGCUCUGCAGGCUGAGAUGAAACUUGGUACUGCUUAUGGUCUCUUGGACUACUUUGUUACAUUGUGUGUGCACUUAAGGUGGAGAUGUUAAAGACCACAUGGCUUAUAAAUAGGGCACAAGAUCAUAUGGAUGAUGUGGCAGAACAUGUUACAUAUUCUAAAAUUGCCAACUGCCAAAAUUUAUUGUCUGUGUCUGAAGGGAGAUAAAAUCACGGCUGUUUUUCCCUACCAUCUUACUUUAUCACUUUACCAUUGUCUUACUGCAGUUAGUUAGAUUAAGCUAUGUUGUUUACAGUGUGAAUGUCAUUUUUUAUGGAUAAAUAGAAUUGAGUGUUAUCUCUCUGUUGCAACUGAUUUUAUGUACCUUAUGAUAGGGAUUCCUGCUGCCAAUUAAGGGACCUUUGCUUUCAGAAGUAUCAACGGGGAAAAAAGUCAGUAAUUCCCAGCAAUCAGAAAAAGUUCAGCUCAUGUUUACAAGGUUUCCCCUAGAAUUAUUCCCGAGGAUUCAGUUAGGAAUGGUGACUCAUCCUAAUAGAAGAGAAUGUACACAGUAUGAUGCUGUGUUCAGUAGAAUGCCUUGAAAAUGCAAAGGGUUAAAAUGGUAGAAAGCAGGAUUAAUUUGGGGGAGGGAAAGGCUUCUUUCCUCUUCCACACCAAAAAGUUUAGAUGUUGUGCAUAAUGUUAAGAUAAAAACUUAUAUAAUGCAGAAGGAAACUGCUUUCUUCCAUUACUAUCACGUCUAAACAAUUCUGGAUACAAUUUUAAUUUGCCAGUGUUGUUGAAGUCCUUGUAAAAGUUGUUUUGAUUUUUGUCUCAUGCUUCCUUGAAGCCCCAAAUGGUAAACAUUUGGACAUAAUGACGCAAACAGUAGGCUAUCAAUCAAUCCCAGUUUUCACAGCAUUGUUGUUCAUUCAGAAAAGCUGUGUGAACUGACCUCUUUCUACAGCAGUGUCAUUAGUUCUUUCAGAAAUAAAAUAAGGAUCAAAAAGACUUCCAGAAUUUUUCUCUUAAGGCUUGCUUCACUGAAUGAUAUUGUAAAAAUUAGUGAUCAACUGCUUUCAAUUAACUCUCAGCUUUUUAAAAUGUAUUUUGUAUGAGAGGCUACACAUUAAUUGUUUUUGUUCUCCCUCAGUUUUCUAAGCAUUGACUUCCAGGAAAUUAGUCAAACUGAAAAUACAAUUUCGAUUAGAUUUGACGUGUGGGUUCUUAAUUUUUAUGCAAGUGACAAUGUAAUAGAGGAGUUAAGUAUAUACAGUAUGAGUGUCCUUUGGUUGAAGUGAAAUAAUAUCAGAGCUCAGAACUAGCUGGACCAUGGGUUGCCUGUGGGAGUUACAAAGCAAGGAGAGGAGCAGCUCAGUAGUGUCCAACUACUCACUGCUUCUUGUGAACUGACUUGGGAAGUUUUUACUCCACGUCUUUAGCUAAUAAGUCUGAUUGUGCCUUUUGCAGGGCUGGCCUUCGCUUUUCAGUUCUUUUGAGGUGGUGUUGUUGAAAUACUUUUCCAGGCCACCUAAAUACAGAAGCAUAACUCGCAGUCUUAGGCAGUUUAAUGGCUGCACUUUUUUCCCAUAUGGAUAUGAUAAUAUUGUAAAGGGCUACAGGCCUUGUAGUGUGCAAACACGCAAAAAGAUGUUUAAAAGCUCAGAAUUUGAUUAUUGUUAAUUGUCACUUCUAGUACAAAUUCCAGUUCACUGCCUUUUCUACUGCAAGACUCAUUUUGUUAAGUCAGAACUAAAAUUUAGGCUACUACUUAACCCAUUCUGCCUUCUUUGUGUCUUUGACUCAAUGGUGUUCUCAGCGUUAGAGGACAUAAUCACAAACACUGUCUCCUAUUUGACUUGAGUCAUCAUUUGUCCGCCAGGCCAUCUGCUUAGAUUAUCCUUCUGUAGCUGAUUUCCUUCUUCCCCCAAAAAUUUCUCAUACCUAUUUGACCCAGUUCCUUAUUUUAAGUUGAAGUGGAAAUAUUUUUUAUUUUUCUGUAUUAAAAUUGCAUGCUUUUUGAUUCAGUAGAACUUUUUGAUCAAAAGGAAUGUAAGUCCAGAGGAUGGCUUGAGAUUACUGAACUAAUAGCUAGUAGUCAUGACCAUGUAAAAUAAAGGUACAAAUAUUCUGAUAGUUAGAAUGUUUGUGCCUUUUUGUUAACCAUCUUCAUUUCUAAGCAAGCUCUUUGUUUGCAGAGAACUUCUCUGUCUAAAAAAAUCUUGCCCUCAAAAAAGUGGAGAUCUCAAGCUGGUUGUGGUUUUUCUGCAUGGAAGUUCUCAGGAAGCAGCAGAGGCUGUGUUAAAGCUUGCUCCAAUUUCACCUCAGUCAACCAUAUGAGGAUUAUGUUCUUGUGAGCCCUCUUCCCCUUUCCAGUCUUUUCCGUUCAGCAACUUUUCUAAUAUCACAAGAAUAGUGUGUUGUUGGGGGGGUUUUUUUGUGACUUAAAAGUGGUUUCUGAGCAUGCACUUGCACACACAUUCAAAAGAGCUGAACGCAGAAAGAGGUGCAGUAAAUAAAGAAAUAAUGCUUUUUCUCAGACAAACCUCUGGAAAUUUGUUAAGCUUCAGCUAAAAUUGUUCUGUCGGCCACCCAAUAAGUUUUAUUAGUAUCAGACUCCAGACUAUUCUCUUUAAAUUUGUCAGAAAGCCAGUGCCUUUAUUCAGGCACAACAAAGUGUGCCUGAAUAGUUUUAUAUGUCUGUUAUUAACAGUAGUAGUACAAAACGGAGAAAGUAAAA
Molecule: messenger RNA, 4241 nt
Organism: Lagopus muta (rock ptarmigan)
Lineage: Eukaryota; Metazoa; Chordata; Aves; Galliformes; Phasianidae
Exons: 2
Coding region: 14-712 (232 amino acids)
Source: RefSeq, a predicted model, not a curated record